AAUGAAAACGGAAGUUACCGGUCGCGCAGGUCAAUUCCAAUUCACCCGACGCGUUGUAAAACACACCAGAGUUGCGAGCUGAGCCUAACGCCAUCUGCCCUUCGGAUCCGAAAGUUGGAGGAGGGCGAGGUAGAGAGCGCGGAGGCGAGGCCUGCAAGGUCUCCCCUGUGGCGCCGGCAGCGGGGGAGGCGAUGCCGCACGAGCGGGGCGGCGCGGCAUCCACCUCCGCGGCGGCACCAACCUCCGAGGAGGACGCUCUGUUUAUUGAUCUACUACAUGAAGCCCCCCUGUCUGGUCAUCGGGAGCCUAGAAGCAUAGUUGGUGGCACCUUGUACUGUAUUUUGUUGGUAGGUUUUGCUGCUGUUGCCAUUUCAGCUCCAUGGAUAUUUCUCUUUGCACCGGACAUGAUCUCUCCAUUGUUAUGCAGCUCCAAUGUUAUCCUUCUAGUUCUUACAGGCAUUUUUCAACAGUACUGGGUUCACCAGGUCAGGAAAGUGAGAUUGCAGGGUUAUUAUGAGUUUAGCCAGAAACUGAAGCGGAUUGCUCGACUUCCAUUUGCUACUAUUGCUUGUGGGACUGCCUUGAUGCUCUUAAUCAUGGUCUGGCAACCUCUUGUACACAUACUAUCAGUUUUGCUGCUGCUGAGGAUUGCCAUUGUUGUUGAAGUCACGUGUACUGGAUGUUUUAUGGGCCUAUACUUAUGGCAUAUCCACAGAUACAAUUCUUUGGAUGGUCAGCCUGAUAUUUUGCGGUCAUUAUAUUCUGCACUUCAGCCAUCUAAUACUUUUGAAGAUCGAAGAUAUUAUGAUGCCCGCCUUUCUGAUCAGCAGAUGGCAUUACUUCAGUACCAAAGGGAGAAUAUUCAUUAUCUGAGUGAGGAGGUCCUUCGCUUGCAAGAAUGCUUAAGCAAAUACCAGAGAACCGAUGCUGGGACCACUCCUCAGGUUGAUCUUGCCCAUCUUUUAGCAUCUCGUGAUCAAGAACUUCGAGCACUUACCGCUGAGAUGAAUCAAGUGCAUUCCGAGCUUCAACUUGCCCGUGGUUUGAUUGAUGAAAAAGAGACAGAGAUCCAGCGUAUUCGUGUGAGCAACAACCAGUAUGUUGAAGAAAAUGAUAGACUUAGAGCUAUUCUUGGUGAAUGGAGUGCUCGAGCAGCAAAGCUCGAACGAGCCUUGGAGGCAGAGCGAGUGUCAAAUGUUGAAUUGCGGAAGAACAUUGCAAAGUUUAGAGGCCAUUUGUACAAAGAGCAGGAGGCCUGAUUUCCCCUUUUUAGGAACAUGUACAUCUUUGGUAUAUUUUAGAUAGUUCCAGAAUUUUACCGAGACAAUUGACUAAGGUAAUCAUCUCAUGGGAUGCUAGAAUUCCAGACGAUCAACACAAGUUUUUGAUAGAAGAGCAACUCGAUCUGGAUUCAGUGGAACGAAUUGAAACUGAUUACGAGAUGGGCACGUGACUGUCCGACGAUGCAUAUGCAUCAGGGUUAUGGAAAAAAAAAAGGAACUCUUGUGAUUUGUAGAAUAUGCAUAGUUUGAUGUACAGGUCUUCACAGAUUUGAAUAUGUAGACUAUGGUAUUCCUGCGGUUAAAGACUGCUGAGUUGUUAUGUGGUUGUGUUGCUCCAAUUAAUGAAUCCUGCGACAACGAUGGAUUUGCACUGA
Setaria italica (foxtail millet) is the source of this 1657-nucleotide messenger RNA. RefSeq lists its product as uncharacterized. Bases 192 to 1259 code for a protein of 355 amino acids. The transcript has 14 exons. NCBI's taxonomy places the organism in Eukaryota, Viridiplantae, Streptophyta, Magnoliopsida, Poales, Poaceae. The record is from RefSeq and is a predicted model, not a curated record. Gene Ontology annotation, cellular component: late endosome; lysosomal membrane.